Molecule: messenger RNA, 2138 nt
Organism: Coregonus clupeaformis (lake whitefish)
Lineage: Eukaryota; Metazoa; Chordata; Actinopteri; Salmoniformes; Salmonidae
Product: Bardet-Biedl syndrome 10 protein homolog
Exons: 4
Coding region: 1-1677 (558 amino acids)
Biological process (GO): chaperone-mediated protein complex assembly
Source: RefSeq, a predicted model, not a curated record
AUGCGGUUGCAGCCUCAGUGUCUGCAGCUGGAGUCCGUACUGCAGACAGUGAGUGUCCUGGAGGCAGUGAUCGGGAGGAGCUUUGGUCCUGAUGGGGGACAGAUGGUGGUGGAGUGUGUGCGGAGACACAGCUCGGUGACAGGAGACGGCUCCAAGACCUUCGUCCUGCUGCUCGCCUCAUUGCUACGGGAGAUACAGAAACACCCCGAAAAGCCCCCGGGAAGUGGCUCCACAUGGCUUUCAGACACACACAACCCAGGACAAACAGACACACACACUCUCUGCCGCCUACUCAGUGCUUUCCUUCACACCCGGAUCAGCCCUACUCAUGCUGAAAUCAUCAGCCAACUGACCUGUGAGCUGCUCUCCGAUUGGAGCUGCCAUGGCGACUUCGUUAACGAACACUUCCCUGCUCUGCACACAGCAGUAUCAGGCUUCCCUAUUGGCUGUUCCCAUCUGCUGGAAGGCCAGGUCAUACAUGCAGAUUUCUCUACACCACUCCCACUCCGCGGCCAUGGACCAAUCAGGGCCCUAGUGGUGACGGAACCCCUGGAACCCAGCCUGCUGAUUGGUGGAACUGUGCUGGAGCUGGGUGGGGUUAAUAGAGGGAUAGAAAGUGUGUGUGUGAGGUCAGGGCGGGGGUUAGAGAGUGAGUGUGUCAUCCUACAGCAUCUAGGAGUGUCUCUGCUCCUCUCAUCAGUCAGACAGUCGGAGGCCAUCCUGGCUGCAGCGGGGAGGUACGGGGUGUGUGUGUUAGAGUGUGUGUGUGAAGAAGACCUCAACUUCUUCUCUCUGCUCAGCGGAGCCCAGCCUGUCUCAGACUGGGCCGUGAUUGGACAGGAACAUGUUGCUACGGUUACCUUCUGCCGGCCGCUGGUGCUGGGAGCUCACAGGUUCGUCAAUGUUGGGUUUCCUAAGCCAGAGGACAGGGGCAGAACCCACAGUCUGGUUGUGUGUGGACUGACAGAGGGCCAGACGGAACAGAGUGUGUGUGCUGUACGAGAUGCUCUACACAUGCUGCAUACUACCUGGGGGCCCACACACAGGACUAGAGCUACAGACAGAACCGCUUACACACACACAGACACACACACAGACACAAACACACGCACAGACGUGAUGGAGCCUUGUCGUGUCCUUUCCGUGGGCGGGACCUUUAAGUUCCUGUUACACCACACCCUCCUACAGCACACACACGCAAACAAAGACACGCACACUCCGUCAAACACAGACACACACACUCUGUCACACUUGGACACCUCUGCCAUCUCGGGGAUGCUAGCGGAGGCUCUACUGAGUGUGCCCAGACAGAUCUACUCCCACAAUCCUCGGCGCUACCUGGAGGCUCACGCACACACUCUCAGCUGCAUACGUAAACAUGGUAACUCUCCCGACACGCCGGAGACGAGUGCUGUUCUGGCAGCGGAUGGUUCUAAUAUGGUUCAGGCUGACACUGGGUCAGGGUCUAUGUCUGGGUCAGGAUCUGGGUCAGGGGUAAAGGUGGUGUCGGUUGGGUCAAGCUCUGGCUCUAGUUCUGGUGUGGAGUCAGUGUCCUGUAAGUAUCAACUGAUCCUGGCUGUUCUACAGUGCCUCAGGAGUCUACUGUCUGUGGACACUGUACUACACACUAAUACCUCACACACCUGUCAGAGAGAAGAGGAGGAGGAUGACGACUGAGAACUCAGACUUGAAUUCCUUAGUGUUUUUGUUUCAUGGUUCAUCCAAAUGUUUUGUUUUCACUUCUUGAAAAAGUAAUCUAUUUGUGUAGUAUGUCUAUGUAUAUGAAUUUGCAUGUUAAUAAAUCAGAUUUUUAUUUGAUGAAAUAGGAGUAUGGUUAUAUUACAUUGUUACAGCGACUGAACAGACUGUGUCCUUCAUCGCCUCUCCUUAGCUCCAAUGUAGAGGAGAAAUCACAAUGCCCAACCCACCCUUUUUCUAUCUUUCUUAUUCAUUAACUUCUAAGGAGGUCAGUUGCUGUAUUUAGGUAUCAAUUAAACAUUGAAUCUCCUUGUGAAAUAAAGAUUCACAGUGUAGGCCUACAUAGGACAAUUUUUAUGCAAAAGGCAAGUAUUAUGCUAGACUGUCAGUAUGAAAAUGAAUGCACUCUUAACUGUAAGUCGCUCUGGAUAAGAGCGUCU